AUGGUUUCUCUUCACAAAUUGAUCAGUUUUUGCAUACUGGUUUUGCUGAUCAAGCCCAUGUCUUCGCAGCAAUCUUAUGACGAAUCCAAUUGCACAGCAGAAUCUCAAGUUCAAGGGUCCAACUACCUUUGCACCCCAGAAGAUUUUCCCUGCGAUACUUACAUUGUAUACAGGGCUCAAAAGGAUUUUCAAUCAAUGUCAUCUAUUUCAUCUCUCUUCAAUUUAAGCGUGUUUGAUCUCCUUGAAAUCAACCACAUGACUGAAGCUAAUUCUAGCAAUCUAAAGCUAAGAAGAGAGAUAAUCAUACCUCUCGAAUGCUCUUGCGCUGGUUCAUUCUUUCAAUCUAUUUUCCUGUACCUUUUUUUGAGAACUGAUUCUUUUGCUUCAGUCGCUUGUGGAGUUUUUGAAGGGCUGUUGAAAGCACAAAGUCUCAAAGAGGAGAAUCCUGACUCUGAACAUAAUGUUCCUGGUGACUUCAUGAUCAAGGUGCCGAUUCGAUGUGCUUGUCCCAAUUCAAAUCAAAGAAAAAAUGGGGUGACAUUUCUUGUAACGUAUCCUGUGAUAGAGAAUGAUCAUACAAAUUUAAUUGCUAGCAAGUUUGGAGUACCUGAAGAAGUUAUCUGGGAUGCCAAUAAGUUGCAGCCUUUUCCAACCAUUUUUCCUCUAACAACACUACUUGUUCCCACAAAGGAUGUUCCGGUGGUGAAUUCAGAUGUUCCUGAAGAUUUACCCUCUAGUCCUAGAGUAGCAAGUCCCUUAGUGAAAAUUGAACCAAGUAAUAAGAAAUCAAAGCACUUGAGUUCAUAUAUAUUUCUAGGACUUGGUGUUCUAGCAGUGGUUAUUCUGCUGAUUGCAGCUGUCUUUGCUUUUAGAAGCAUUAGGAAAAGGCGUCAACCUACGAGUUUUCAGCUUUUAUCUGCUAGAAGUUCAGUGUCAUCAAACGUCUCGCCUGAUUUUCUGGAUAGAAUGUCCAAAUUAAAGCAGUCAUUAACGAAUUUUAGCUUGGAGGAGCUAAGCAAUGCUACUGAGGAUUUCAAUGAGGGAUGCAUGAUUGGUAAAGCUGUGUAUAGGGGGGAAAUUGGUGGUUCCUAUGUGGCAAUUGAACAGAUGAACACUGAGGAAGAAGCUCGCCAUGUCAUUUACAUAUUGACAAAGAUUAGCCAUGUAAACAUAGUGAAGCUUGAGGGAUGCUACUCCGGCACUAAUCCUUAUCUCGUGUACGAGUUUGCAGAAUAUGGUAGCUUGAGGGACUGCUUGUCCAAUGUAACUGUUGCAAGGCAACUUAAAUGGGCAAAAAGAACUCAGAUUGCUUUCGAUCUUGCAGUCGGUCUCCAUUACAUACAUUAUUGCACAAAACCUUCCUUUAUCCAUCACAACAUACACAGUAGAAAUGUGCUUAUAACCACCGAUUGCAGGGCAAAAAUUACUGGGUUUAGAUUGGCAAAACCAGUGAUAUGCAGUGAAGAAAUCGGAGAAAUAAGCUGGAAUGAAUCUAUAAUUGUGGGUAGAAAGGGGUACCUGGCACCUGAAUACCUUACUUAUAGUCUGGCUUCCCUCAAGGUGGAUGUAUUUGCAUUUGGCGUUGUUUUGCUUGAAUUACUAUCAGCUAAAGAGGCUGAUACAGAUGGAGAACUUUUGAAGGAUUCUGUAAAUAUUCUUGAAGAUGUAGGGAUUGAAUGUUCUUCAGGGUACUUGGAGAAGUUGAAGGAAUUUAUGGAUCCAAAUUUGGAGGGAGAUUAUCCAAUGGCUGAUGCUAUAUGCUUUCUAUUCUUGGCCAAGGCUUGUCUUGACCAGGAUCCUCAUCACAGACCCACCAUGGAUAAUGUUACAAAGGCUCUCUCAAGAUUUGUAUGA
Messenger RNA from Durio zibethinus, 1854 nucleotides. Its product is annotated as protein LYK5-like. Gene Ontology annotation, biological process: protein phosphorylation. Gene Ontology annotation, molecular function: protein kinase activity; ATP binding. The record is from RefSeq and is a predicted model, not a curated record. Lineage: Eukaryota; Viridiplantae; Streptophyta; Magnoliopsida; Malvales; Malvaceae.